Penicillium salamii is the source of this 1572-nucleotide messenger RNA. NCBI's taxonomy places the organism in Eukaryota, Fungi, Ascomycota, Eurotiomycetes, Eurotiales, Aspergillaceae. The record is from the annotation of a GenBank genome assembly.
AUGGCCGUGCCUCAAAGGACACUGACCUGGCUUUACAGUGUCCUCACCAAGGAUCACUACGAUCCCAAACAGACAUACCACGACCCAAAUCGGACCUACCACGAUGUUGCUAACGCGCUGGCCCAAUACCCCUCGCUCUCCCCUCGGACAGAUGUAUACACCUACGAGACGGGCUUCUCGGCCCUCCUCCUCCACCUGGUGGGCACAUUGCCUGUCAACUUCCGAGGGACAACAUACCGGUUCCCCAUUGCGCUUUGGAUCCCAAAUACAUACCCGCGAGAGCCCCCAAUCGCCUAUGUAACUCCGACGCAAGAGAUGACUGUCCGAGUCGGGCAGCAUGUAACGCUGGAAGGCCAGGUGUACCAUCAUUAUUUGGCGCACUGGGCUGAAGCCUGGGAUCGAUCUACCAUUGCGGAUCUUCUAUCAAUUUUACAAGAUAUAUUUGCCAAGGAACCACCUGUGCGAUACCGGCAGCAAGUGCCUCAACCCCAGUCUCAACCGGAGCAUGCUCCAACACCGCCGCCAUUGCCUCCUCUUCCACCCGGCGUAGGAUCUUCACAGACACAGACCCCAAUACCUACACAAAUCGCGAGUCAAGCUCCGCCUCCGCCUCCACCAAAGCCAGGCGCGAAUGAGAACCGCCAACCAUUGCCUGUCGAUCGAUCUUCCUUGCCUCCACUCCCACCCAAAGAGCGAGGCCUUCGCCAGACAUCAAUUCCAGGUGCAUCUUCACCAAUAGGACCCCCUGGUGUAAGAUCACCCCAGUACCAUGCACCUCCAGGCCAUGCUGGAGGGCCAAUAGGCAGUCCACUGUCCCAGCCACCGACUCAACAAGCAACAUCGCCUCAGGGCCCAUACUAUAGAAAUGGAGCCCCAAUUCCUCCACAACCGCAAUUCACUCAACCACAGCCGGCUCCCUUGCCAACUCACCAUCAGAACCAACAUCCCCCCUACCCAGCCAACCACCCGCGUCCUCCCCCCGCAGCACCCAAGGCCGAAACACCUGACCUUCUCACCUCCCCAUUCGAAGUGGAACUACCCGCAAUCUCCGGCCCUGCCCCUCCAAUCCCACCAAACCCAGAGAAAGACACCCUCCUUCGAGCCGUCUCCCACUCUCUAGCAGAAACACUGCAACUCAAGGCCGCGCAAUCCGACACAGCAUCGCAGUCGCUGGUAUCUCAGUCCCAAUCCCUCCACUCAGCCCUGGCAACUCUCCAAGGCGAGAUCUCAGCGCUCAACUCCUUGCACGCAACCCUCCACUCCAACACGGCCGUUCUGCAGCAAUCUAUCCAGCGCGCAGAUGCUACCAUCGCCGAUGCACCCCCAGACCUACCGCCCAUUGACGAUGUCCUUGUCGCGCCCACCAUCGUAGGUAAGCAGUUAUAUGACCUUGUCGCUGAGGAGCAGGGGAUUCAGCAGGCUCUUUAUGCGCUGCAGGCUGCGCUGGUGAAGGGUGUUAUUGGUGUGGAUUCUUGGUCCAAGCACACACGUAGUCUUGCGAGAGAGGCACUGCUGAAGAGGGCUUUGAUUCGGAAGAUUGGGCGUGGAAUGGGCCUGGAGGAGAGUUUGUAG